This is a messenger RNA of Anolis carolinensis (green anole), 2581 nucleotides long. RefSeq names its product myoD family inhibitor domain-containing protein. The record is from RefSeq and is a predicted model, not a curated record. The transcript is spliced from 5 exons. Bases 464 to 1273 code for a protein of 269 amino acids. Lineage: Eukaryota; Metazoa; Chordata; Lepidosauria; Squamata; Anolidae.
AAUGGACUAUAGCUACCCAUUCUGUACUGGGCAGCUACCAUAUUUCUAAUGCCAGGCACUGAGAGCCACCGGGUGGCAUCUCGGGUGGAGUGCUUCCAGUCCGAUGGAAUUUAACAGUGAUAAGACAGCUCUCUGAAACUGAACCUAUCCCGCCCCCUCCCUGGACCUCAUCCCAGUUCACUAUCCAGGCAGGGGGAUGGGAGUGGCUACUUUGUGCGAUACAGUACUGGUUUCCCUCCCCAGCGAUCAAGCAGAGCUACAAUCAGGAUGCAAUGACGACAGACGAACUGGAACAUCAACCAAGUUGGAAUGGACCGGGCGUGAAAAGAGAGGCUGAGAAGAGCCCACAUUAAACAGCAAGUGUGCAAAGCUCACAGCAAGAGAGCUUGGCCAAUUCAGAAGAGUGAGCCCAGGGCCCAUCUCUGCAGUCAGAACUGCUGCACUUGCAGGUUCCAGUACCCAGAUGUCAGCCAUCCACUCUAAUGGACCCACUAGGACUGAAGGAACAAACACAAUAUCCAAAACGGACACAGUGCCCUCUGCAAAAGUCACUCCACAAACAGAGCUCCCUCCUCCACCUAUCACCAGUGACACGUCUUCACCUUUCCAGCAGGGGAAGGUUCCCCUCUGCCAUGCUUACUACACCAAUGGCUGUGGAGUUGCUCAGCCUUCAGUGAGGACGCAGCAACCACGUUGCUCAAAGACCCAGCGCAUUGGAUCCACCACCUCUGUCUGCACCACCAACAGCAAGAAGAGCUGCAAAUCUACAGCUUCUCAGAUUCAAGAGGUGGCCGGGGAUGAGCUGUGUGCCACCCUCCUCUUGGCCUGUCUCUUCUGCCGUUUUUCUGACCUUCUCCCUCUUCUGACGGGUCCCUUCUGCUGCCCCUCCUGCUUCCCACUGCCAGCCUGCAACUCUAGGCUUCUUGGGCUUUGCUCUGACCCGCAGGGCUGUUGCUGCUGUUGCUGCAGGCCUGAUGGGCCAGGCCUGGAGUUAUGCUACCAGACAGAUCGCUGUGCCCAUUGUGCCCUGGCCUGCCUCUUCUGUGAGUUCCUGUCCCUCUGCUCCCUUGCCCUGGAGUGUGGGGGCUGUGGGGGCUGCCUGGAGGCCUGCUGCGCUGGGGGCAGAGGGGAGUCAGGCUGCUGUUGUGGGGAAGCAGCCGAUGGAGGGCAUUGCCCCUGUGGAUUGGGCUGUGGGAUGCUUCAAGAUUGCUGUGACUCAUCUGACUGCUUGGAGAUCUGCCUGGAGUGCUGUUCAAUCUGCUUCCCAGCCUGACUUCAAGGCCUGGGUUACAAGACCCAUAACCUCUUCAAGAGAUGGCAUUAUGUGUGUGCCUGUUCUUUUAAGAACCUCCUCGAUGAUUAGAAAACAUGGCAAUGGACUAUUGUGUGGAGUGACAUCAUCCGAGAAGCUCCUCUCUUUAGAAAAACACCUCACAACAAUAGAAAAGGGAUGUUAGCUUCACCGAUAUACAGACAUAGAGCUGGAUAUUAUUACAUUGGGAACUUUGUAUCGGCUGGGGAAUGGUUCCAAGACUCCCUGCCCCUUAUAUAACAUUUGUGGAUGCUCAAAUACCAUUAUAAACAACGACACUGUAAAAUGGUAAAAUGAAGGUUUGUUUUUGGAAUUUAUCAAAAAUAUUUCCAUCUAUAGAUGAUUCAAUCCAUGGGUGCAGAAUCCAUGGAUACAACGAUCGUAUUGCAUUAUAUGAAGUAAGGCCAGUUUAAUAGUCUUUAAAGUAGUUUGAUGCCACUUGCCCCCAACUCAGACAAUGUGAUGUCAAAAGGCUAAGUGACAUUCAGCGCUGCAAACAAAUUCCACUUGGAUCCUGAAAUGUCAUCCAAUUAAAGCUGUUCUGUAACCAAAAGGCCUGUGCCGUUCAACAUCCGACUGGCAAAAACAUAAAGAAAACAGGGGUGCUCUGUCUUUCUCUCUUUUCUUAGCCGUGAUAGAAGAAUCUUUAUGUUGAUGCUGUGAUCCUGUCAACAGUUAAAGUAUUCUGCAUAGCCAAUGCCUCAGAGUUAUGGAAACACCUUGUCAUUUUGCUGUGACAGUGUGUCUUUCAUUUAAGCCAUUUUUUGCCCAAACUUGAUAUGCUCCAGAAAUGUUGGGUUACAGCUCACAUCACUCUGGCCCAAAUUACUUUGAACGUGUUGGCUAAGGAUGAUAGGAGCUGCAGUUCAACACCUCUAAAUGAUGCUGGAUUCGAGAAAGCUAUUUUGGACUUAGAGUACAUUUACACUGUAGAAUUAAUAUAGUUUGAUGUGCCACGUGCUGUGGCUUGAUGCUAUGAAAUCACGGGAGUUAUAGUUUUACAAGGUCUUUCACUUUCUCUGCCAGAGGGCUUGUGCCUCACCAAACUACAUCUCCAAGGAUACCAUAGCAUUAAGCCUGGCCAGUUAAAGUGGUUUCAAACUGAAUUAAUUAUACAGUGUAGAAUCAUUUUGAAGUUGUACUCUGAUUGCUAAUCCUGCAGGCUCCAGGUCAGCAUUGCUCAUAUGGUCAUUUUUUUCAUAUCUGGAAAUAUAUUGUUGUGUUAAUUAGAAUGAUGAACUGUGAAAUAAAUUAAAAGAGAUGAAUUGA